Molecule: messenger RNA, 1653 nt
Organism: Strongyloides ratti
Lineage: Eukaryota; Metazoa; Nematoda; Chromadorea; Rhabditida; Strongyloididae
Exons: 2
Coding region: 1-1653 (550 amino acids)
Source: RefSeq, a predicted model, not a curated record
AUGUUGAGAUAUUUUUUGUUUUAUUAUUUGUUUUUCAUAGUAUUAUAUCUCAAAGUUAUUGCUAUUGAUGAAGAAAAAUAUGAUUUAGAAACAAGAAAAUUAUUAACAGAAUUUUGUAGAGACAUACCAUCAUCAAUUGUUUGUAGGCAUAAAAAGUUUACCGAGAUAAGAAAAGCACCAGCUACAAGAAUUAAUCCAAAAUUUACACCACUUGCCUUUGGAAGAAGUUUAGGAAAUGAUGCUACUUUUGAAGUUCCUGGAUUAGGAAAUAUUGGUGUUGCAGAUACAAUUUCAAAUAUUGCAAAAUUUGUACCUGAAGGUAUGGAUAAUGAAGAAGCCAAUGGUGGAAAAUUUGACGUCAAUGAUUCUGGAGUAAAAUACACAAAAAGUGAAACAGCCGCAGGAAAAUCUAACAAACAUAGAGAAUUUUUUAAAAUUGCCGGUAUUGGAACAUUUGAAAAUACAAGAAAAAUGGAAAAAGGAGCAGGUUUUGAUAGUUUAUUUAAAAAUAUUAUGCCAAAUAUUGGUGAAGAUUUAGAAGACAUUGAUUCAACCAAAAAAACAGAAACAAUUUAUGAUGCAUUAAAUUUGAAUAAAAUGACAAAUUCAUAUCAAGAUGAAAAAUUUUCUAAACCCUCAACUAAAAAUCCUUUUAUUAAUGGUAAUGUGGAAAGUAAUUUUCCAACAUUAGUAAAUUUAAAUGAAAAUAAAUUAUCAAAUAAUGAUAUAAAGACAUUUCAAACACCUAAAAUAAUUGGAAAACAAAAUAUUAUUCAUGGAUCAAAAACAAUUAAAGAUCCAUUUAAUGAUAAUAAUAAAACUGAAAUUAUUGAUAGUAGUGAAAAUACAAACAAUGAUGUUGAGAUUUCUGCAGAAAGAAUUCUCAAUCCAUCAAAUAUUCCUUUAACAGAAUUGGGUUUAAAAAAAGAACAAAUAUAUAAAUUAUGUUCAAAAUUUGCUCCAAUAGCAGCAAAACAUUGUUAUGGAGCUAAAGUAGAGGAAGCUUUUAUUGAUAAAUGUCGUGGAUAUAAUAGAGAUUGUCAACAAUUUAUUGGUGAAAGAAAACCUUUAGGAGCUAUAGCAAAUCUAUUUAAUUCUGGUGUUGGUAUAACAAUGUAUAAUUGGGGUGUUAAUGGAAUUCCAUUUUAUGCUGUAAACGAAGAAGGUGGUAUUGGAAACGGACAUAACGGUAGAGCUGAUUUUGGUUCAUGGGGAGGUGGAUGGUCAGAAAAUAUUGGAAUUCGUGAUUUCUGGACACAAACAAAAGAAGUAGGUGGUAAUUGGUAUGAUGGAAAUUAUGGUUAUAAAACUGGUUGGCAUGUUCCGAUAGUUCAAUCACUUGGUAUUGAGGGCGGUAGUGGUACACAUAUUCAUGUACCAGUAAAUGAAGCAGAAUUAGGGAAUCCAAUAGAAGUCAGCAAUGGAUAUAAUGUUGGCCCUUACAUUGGAUUAUCAGAAGGAAUUGGUGUUGAUUGGAUGAAUGGAGCUGUUUCUGCUAAACAAGGAUUUGCUGUUCCAUUUGUUGGAGUUAAUGCAAAUUCUGGAACAGCAAUUGCAUUUCCAUCAUUAGGAACCUUUGCUCGUAUGAUGGGUGUCGCAACAUCACCCACAUAUUCAAAACCAAUACGAAUCAAUGAUUCAUCAAAUGUAUAA